Molecule: messenger RNA, 3511 nt
Organism: Hyaloscypha bicolor E
Lineage: Eukaryota; Fungi; Ascomycota; Leotiomycetes; Helotiales; Hyaloscyphaceae
Exons: 2
Coding region: 72-3263 (1063 amino acids)
Biological process (GO): exocytosis; Golgi to plasma membrane transport
Cellular component (GO): exocyst
Source: RefSeq, a predicted model, not a curated record
CGACAACUUCCAGAGACCUGCGAAUGGCACCAAUAUCUCGAGAAAAAAGAAGCGAUCGCGAAUGACUAGCUAUGUCCCGCAACCGUUACGGUGGUUUUGGGGAGGACCCGUACACCAACGGUAAUGGCACUGGAGGAUAUGGUUCACCCAUCAGAGAGACAGACGACUAUGAUCCUUAUGGCAACGACUAUGGUGACCGAUAUGGCACUCCUUCAAUCCCCACAAACUCUACUCCUGCGACGAGAAACCAAUACUCCCGUCCGAGACGGGCACCCGAGAGCAAGGCAGAGAAGGAGAUAGGUGUCGUUCUGGAACACAUCAAGUCGGAUUGGCCUGCUAUGUGCCAGAAUGAAUGUUUGCCGGUCCAUGUUGCACUCCAGCUUCUAGACACAAGUUCUGUUGGAAGGGCACACGAGUACCGUGAAUUUGAGAGGACACACAGAUAUUUGCAGGAGUCGCUGAAAGCCAUCGUUCACGAACACCAUCAAGGGUUCAACAGCUCAAUUGGUACCUUUCACAAGAUUCAGUCGAGCAUACAAGCAUCCCAAAAGCGGGUACGAACAUUAAAAGAGUCUUUGGGACAGUCUAAAGCGAGUCUGGCAACGGCGGAUCCGGAGCUGAAGAAGUUAGCGAUAGGAUCACAAAACUACGAUGACUUAAUACACACACUCUCAGAAAUUGAGGAUCUGCGGCUGGUACCAGACCAGCUGGAGGCAAGAAUAUCCGAGAAGAGGUUUCUGACAGCGGUGGAUAUAUUGCAGACUGCCCUUCGGCGAAUCAGGGUUCCGGCAUUGGAUGAGAUUGGUGCUUUGAACGAUCUAAGGAGCUAUCUCACAAACCAGGAGACUGCUUUGACAGAUAUCUUGAUUGAAGAGCUCCAUGAUCAUCUCUAUCUGAAAUCACCCUAUUGCCAAGAACGAUGGCAGACUCUUGCGAAAGAACAGGGAGCGCUAGGGAGGGAGAAGACCGACAAAGCGGCUUCUAUACGCCCAUUCUAUGAGGUGCUGGAUACAAUGGAUCUCACCGAGCAGAUAGUGGAGGACCCGUCCAGGAACCCGGAGGCAGACACCUUUUAUUAUAUUGAGUUAUUGGUAGAGUCACUGAACAAGCUCGGUCGACUCGAGUCAGCUGUGAAUACCAUCAAACAGCGACUGCCAGUCGAACUAUUUGGCAUUGUCAAUGAAACCAACGGCGAGGUUGAUCAGAAGCAUCCCAGCUCUUUGCGAGGUGGAUUAUCGCAGACUCAAGGCAACCAAGCAUUUGGCGCUCGCGAGAACAAUAUUCGUGCAGAUGUCAUAUACGAUCUUCUCUGGACACUCUAUGCCAAAUUCGAAGCUAUUGCGGAAAGUCACCGGGUGCUCAAUGAUGUUGUGAAGGCUAUUGUACGGAGGGAGGGCGUGACAAACUCAUCAGCGCUGCUUGGAGGUUUCCGAGAGCUCUGGAAUUUGUAUCAGAAUGAGAUUCGGUCAUUGUUGCACAACUAUGUCACUACCGAUGCGGAUGUGUAUCAAUUCAACUCCUCACCGAAGCUUGGAGGCUCGAAACAAGACUCAAAGCGAGAAACCCUGUUCCAGUUUGCCGAUGCAGAUUCGAAAUCCGUCCAGAUGACUACGGAAUAUCAAGAGCUGGAAGGAAUCAUAAGAGCCGCAGUUCCAGGUCUCAUGUCAGGCCGAAAGCAAGGCCCAGAUGGCAAAAAGCUUCCCAACAGGAUGGAGAGCACCAUUGAGCGUCAUGGAUCGCGACGGAUUGCUAGCACUGCAUUUGAUGCCAAAAAUGGUGUUAUCGGAGCUCACAAGUCAUUAGUGGAGCCCAGUGUCUUCAACAUGAGCUUGCUCUUGCCGCCAACUCUCGGCUUCUUACAGAGGCUGAAGAUCAUAGUGCCGCCAGGCUCUGAUCUUGUUACCAGUACUCUGACCUCUUUCCUGGACAACUUCCUCCUCAACGUCUUUCUUCCCCAGCUCGAUGAGACCCUGGGAAAACUCAGUGAUUCGGUCUUCGAAGAGUCCGACUCUUUCCAACAGGAUCCUCAAUGGUCAAAGGUUGCUCGAAGGCCCGUAUUCAAAGGGACUUCUGUAUUCUUCGCCCUCAUCACCGCAUUUUGUCGCAUGCUGGAUACAAUACCUCAUGACCAAGCUCUCAGCCAGCUCAUCAUCACUCAAAUGAUGCGAUACUAUGAUCGUUGUUGCGAUUGGUUCAGAUCACUUGUAUCAAGAGUUCGGGAUUCGGACGGCACAACCCUCAAGCUUUCGGCAUCACUAGCUCAAGGCCCAGGUGAUAUUCACGACACGAUGCAGAAGCUUUGGACCUCAGAGGAAGCCGAUCGACAGCAGCUGGAAAAGGAGACAGGUCUGCUCAUAUUGCAGACAAACGAAACCCCCUUACGAUUAGAUGACAUUAUUCAAGAUCGCGAGGUCAUCUCUUCCUUGUGUGUUCUCUACACUAGUAUGAAAUGGCUUGCUAUCAAAAUCGAACAGCUUCGUCACAUCACUCGCAACGACGCAGACUCUUCUCGCACCAAUGCCAAGCCGGCAACUAAACGAUGGACACUGUUGAAUGAUGUUACCAGAGCCCAAGACGACCAAGUUCCUGUCUACCUACCAAUGACACAGGAAACGGUAGUCGCCUUUGACUCUAUCGUCUCUUCUUACCAGGAGCUGGCUGGCACUGUUCUUUUGACCCUCCACAUGGAAGCGAGGUGCCAGAUAGUCCAGUCCUUGGCCAUUGCCUUAUCACCCGAAUCUGCCCCCUACUUGCUCGAGCAAGAAGUGAAAGACUCAGAUCCCAAAAUAUUGAGCCUCAACGCUAAUCUAGUCUCCUACGAUGAGACAAUUGUUCGUUUCCUCCGCGAAAAGGAGAUCUCAUUCAUUCGCACCGGUCUCGGUCUGCUUAUUGAUAGCUUCCUCGUCACCAACGCCGGCAUGGUAAAAGCCAUGAAUGCGCAUGGUUGUGGAAGGAUGCAACUCAAUAUCUUUGUUUUGCAGCAGAAUAUUAAGAACAUCGAGUCGGACGUUGAGUUAGAGCGGGCCGCAAAGUUCUUCGACCUCUUCAUGUCAGGGCCAGACGCGGUGGUCAAGCAAGCUAAGGAUGAGAAAGAGAGCGGCAAUGGUGGGAAAGAGCUCUUCAGUUACGAUGAGCUAAAGACGCUGGUAGAGCUAUGCUACAGUGAGAAGCUUUCCAGCCCCGAGAGAGGUAUCAGCAGCGUGGCGAAGAGAGGUAUGGGCGAGCAUCUACUUCAGUUGAGCGAAUACAUGUGGCAGAGUUAGGGGGUCUGUAUGAUAGUCGAUCUCGUGCAUUUGGCGUGGAGUCAAGGGGGAUGAAUUGGGAUAGCGGGGGCGACCUCCACAAAUAGAGGCCAAUGGCUGGCUGUAUCAAAAGGCGUCCUGGAAUCGAUCCAACUGGAUACAAUUGAUCCUGACGUACAUCGUGAAUGUUCCGAAUUCUCCGGGUAUAAAUUCGAUGACAGUUAUCGAUAUCUCCGAGUGCCAUCGAGAAGAUCGACAUUUGGGUGGCG